AGGAUCAUCUCCCACAUGAAGACAUCACGAAGCCUCCACAUCAUGUGCCACAUCCCAGUCUUCUGCUGGAUCACUGCUACAGUUCUGGAGGAUGUGCUGAAAACCAGAAAGAGAGGAGAGCUGCCCAAGACCCUGACUGAGAUGUACAUCCACUUCCUGGUGGUCCAGACCAAAGUCAAUACGGUCAAGUAUGAUGGAGGAGCUGAGACAGAUCCACACUGGAGUCCAAACAACAGGAAGAUGAUCAAGUCUCUGGGAAAACUGGCUUUUGAUCAGCUGCAGAAAGGAAACCUGAUCUUCUAUGAAUCAGACCUGACAGAGUGUGGCAUCGAUAUCACAGCAGCCUCAGUUUACUCAGGAGUGUUCACACAGAUCUUUAAAGAGGAGAGAGGACUGUACCAGGAGAAGCUGUUCAGCUUUGUCCAUCUGAGUGUUCAGGAGUUUCUGGCUGCUCUUCAUGUCCGUCUGACCUUCAUCAAGUCUGGAAUCAACCUGCUGAAACAAGAACAAACAGUUUAUUUUUGGUAUAAGUUUUUAAACAAACCAGAUCUACAACGUCUCCAUCAGACAGCUGUGGAUCAGGCCUUACAGAGUCCAAAUGGACACCUGGACUUGUUCCUCCGCUUCCUCCUGGGACUUUCACUGCAGACCAAUCAGAGUCUCCUACGAGGCCUGCUGACACAGACAGGAAGUAGCUCACUGACCAAUCAGGAAACAGUUCAGUACAUCAAGAAGAAGAUCAGUGAGAAUGUGUCUGCAGAGAGAAGCAUCAAUCUGUUCCACUGUCUGAAUGAACUGAAUGAUGGUUCUCUAGUGGAGGAGGUCCAACAGUCUCUGAGAUCAGGACGUCUCUCCACAGAUAAACUGUCUCCUGCUCAGUGGUCAGCUCUGAUCUUCAUCUUACUGUCAUCAGAAGAAGACCUGGAGGUGUUUGACCUGCAGAAAUACUCUCCUUCAGAGGAGGUUCUUCUGAGGCUGCUGCCAGUGGUCAAAGCCUCCAACAAAGCUCUACUGAGCAGCUGCUCCCUCUCAGAUGAAGGAUGUUCAGCUCUGUCCUCAGUUCUCAGCUCCCAGUCCUCCAGGCUGACAGAACUGGACCUGAGGAUCUCCGACUCAGGAGUGAAGCAGCUGUCUGAUGGACUGAAGAGUCCACACUGUAAACUGGAAACUCUCAGACUGAGCAGCUGUUCCGUCUCAGGUGAAGGAUGUUCAGCUCUGUCCUCAGUUCUCAGCUCCCAGUCCUCCAGGCUGACAGAACUGGACCUGAGUAUCUCCGACUCAGGAGUGGAGCAGCUGUCUGAUGGACUGAAGAGUCCACACUGUAAACUGGAAACUCUCAGGCUGAGUGUCUGUGGCCUCUCAGAGGGAAACGUUUCAGUUGUGUCCUCAGUUCUCAGCUCCCAGUCCUUCAGGCUGACAGAACUGGACCUGAGUAUCUCUGACUCAGGAGUGAAGCAGCUGUCUGAUGGACUGAAGAGUCCACACUGUAAACUGGAAACUCUCAGGCUGUGUAUGUGUGGUCUCUCAGAGAGAAGCUGUGAAGCUCUGUCCUCAGUUCUCAGCUCCCAGUCCUCCAGUCUGACAGAACUGGACCUGAGUAACAACGACCUGCAGGACUCAGGAGUGAAGCAGCUGUCUGCUGGACUGAAGAGUCCAAACUGCAAACUGGAAACUCUCAGCCUGUCAGGAUGUCUGAUCACAGAGGAAGGCUGUGCUUCUCUGGCCUCAGCUCUGACCUCCAACCCCUCCCAUCUGAGAGAGCUGGACCUGAGAUACAACCAUCCAGGAGAGUCAGGAGUGAAGCUGCUGAUGGCUGCACUGAAGGAU
Molecule: messenger RNA, 1827 nt
Organism: Melanotaenia boesemani (Boeseman's rainbowfish)
Lineage: Eukaryota; Metazoa; Chordata; Actinopteri; Atheriniformes; Melanotaeniidae
Product: NACHT, LRR and PYD domains-containing protein 12-like
Exons: 6
Molecular function (GO): protein binding
Source: RefSeq, a predicted model, not a curated record